CAAUCAGCAAACUCGAUUGGUUAAUAACAAACAUGUUGUCUUCAGCUGCCUUCGUAGUCUUCUUGAUCUGCAGUGUAACCGCAGCUGCGCCGCCUAGAUCCUUUACGAGGUUUCAACGUGUCGAAGCUGAACCCUUACCACCAGUACCUCACACGGUGUACGGACCACCCACACAACAACCAGAACCGAUGCAAGAAUACGGCCCACCCAAGGAAAGCACCACCACUGAAGCUGAAGCUGAAGUGAGUUUGACGACGACUGAAGCAGCUGAAACCAUCACCGAAACCGAAGCUACCACCGAAGCUCAACUAAGUGAAUUAAAUGAUGCUUCAGAGCAGGGUGCUUACUACAUAUAUCAUCCAAAUGGAGUUUUGCAAAGAGUAGUGUACAACACUUUUGACAAUCAGCAGAAGAUGGAGUAUAGUGCUAAGUUAAAGUACCAAAAUGUACCUACCAUAAGAGGACCUAUUUACACUUACGAUCCAGAGACUUUUGAGUACACCAGAUUGGCCUAA
Brassicogethes aeneus is the source of this 515-nucleotide messenger RNA. Lineage: Eukaryota; Metazoa; Arthropoda; Insecta; Coleoptera; Nitidulidae. The record is from the annotation of a GenBank genome assembly.